AUGUCACAGCUGCCAUGGCCACCCAAGUUGGAGGAAGGACGAGCUGCUCCACAUGUCUACGAGCGGUGGCUAAGAUACUUUGAUGGGCUGAGCUUCCCACCCACGCUCCUCGGCUCCCACUCCCGCACUUUGAACGAGCAAGACACGACAAGCAACGAGGUGACAAGGUUGCUCAAACACAGCACUGUAGCACUGCUCCGUAGCUCCCAGGCGUACCAUGUUCUCGCCAUGCUCCGCUCUUUGCACAAUAUGGACCCGCUCCACGAGGAUAGGUGGUACGAGAACAUGAGAACUGAGGUAUGA
Messenger RNA from Metarhizium robertsii ARSEF 23, 303 nucleotides. Its product is annotated as ABC transporter Cdr4. The record is from RefSeq and is a predicted model, not a curated record. Bases 1 to 303 code for a protein of 100 amino acids. The transcript has a single exon. Lineage: Eukaryota; Fungi; Ascomycota; Sordariomycetes; Hypocreales; Clavicipitaceae.